Erythranthe guttata (spotted monkey flower) is the source of this 1053-nucleotide messenger RNA. Lineage: Eukaryota; Viridiplantae; Streptophyta; Magnoliopsida; Lamiales; Phrymaceae. The record is from RefSeq and is a predicted model, not a curated record.
AUGAAGGUAGGAAAGUCGGAGGUGAAUGGUGAUGAUGAUGAUUUGCAGGUACAACUAUUUAUGAAGACUCAUUCGGUUGCUCAUGUGACUAGCGUUUCUGUUAUCAUUACACAGUUCCUAGUCGGCUUAGCAUCUUUACCUAGUUCCUGGUACAUCUACCGGGGCCAGUCAAGCGUGGGGUAUCCUUUGAUACCUCACUUGAUCGAGUUGUUCCCCUCUGCUAUGCUGAUGUACUACGACAUUCUUAAGGGAGUUGCAAAGCCUAUAGAGAUCGGCUUGGAUGUCUUCCGGUGCAUGGCUGAAGUCGUGUACAUCAUCACGUACAUGUACUUUGCUGUGCACAAUCAUAGGAUUCGAGCUAUAAAAUUGGCGAGCAUUUUGGUAGUAUGGUUAGCUGCAUGUACCAUCGCACCGUACAUCUGGAGUAGAGGCGAUCUGAGGAUUGAGAUCGUAAUUAUCAUUUAUACCGUUGGGUGGUUGGUGGCGAUCUUGGGACCGUUAGGCCACACGCGGGAACUAAUCACGACACAGAAUCUGAACAUGUUUCCAAUCGUUCUAACAUUCUUCCAAACACUAGAUGGGAUAGUAUAUUCGAUUCUAAAUGUCAUUGGAGCAGUUCUCGGAGUGGUACAAAUCAUGUUGUAUCUAUAUUUCUAUAUUAGACAACAUGGUUUGCCCCAGCUACAGGAGACCGACAUAGAGAUGCAGCAGAUUUUACCCGAGUCGGAUUCAGACUCGGAUUCAGAGCUACACGUGCUUCCAUCUCCACCGGCCGAGCAGGGUUUGCCUCAACUGGAGGAGGCCGAUAUAGAGACACAGGAGAUUCUACCCGAGUCGGACUCAGACUCGGAUAUAGAGCUGCCUCUGCUUUCAUCUCCACCGGUCGAGCCUAUGGCUUCUCUACCGGCCGAGGAAGUGCCAGUGGCCGAGCCUAUGGCUCCACCACGAGUCGAGGACGUGGCUCCUCCACCAGCUCCUCCAAUGCCCGAGGCGAUCAUCUUCUUUCUUGCAUUGGCUAUUGUGAUGACAUUUGGGAAAUUGUUUCUUUCCUAG